Molecule: messenger RNA, 417 nt
Organism: Carassius auratus (goldfish)
Lineage: Eukaryota; Metazoa; Chordata; Actinopteri; Cypriniformes; Cyprinidae
Product: E-selectin-like
Exons: 3
Coding region: 1-417 (138 amino acids)
Source: RefSeq, a predicted model, not a curated record
AUGGAGCAGAAGCUUCUUCUCAUCCUCAUGAUCUGUGGAAUAAACUGUGUUACAGGUUUGAACACCUUCAUGGAGUCAUAUAAAAACUUCUACUUUGUGAAUGAAUACAAAACAUUUGCUGAGGCUCAGCGAUACUGCCGAGAGCAUUACAUUGAUCUGGUGACUCUGGAGGACUGGGCAGACAUGAAGGAUCUUCUGGCUCUUGAAAACGUAAUGAGCACUGACUCUGCCUGGAUCGGACUGAGGAAAACAGGUCAUGAGCAGUGGCGCUGGACUGAUCCAGAGCUUUACAAGGAUGGAGAAACUGAAUACAGAAACUGGGGCCCACGUGAACCAACUAACGGUAGUGAUGAAUACUGUUCAGUAAUGGACUCUAUCGGAAACUUUCGAGACACAGAUUUUGAUAAACAGUGUUGA